This is a messenger RNA of Metschnikowia bicuspidata var. bicuspidata NRRL YB-4993, 579 nucleotides long. It is a transcript of the gene RPB4, whose product is annotated as DNA-directed RNA polymerase II subunit. The transcript has a single exon. Gene Ontology annotation, molecular function: translation initiation factor binding; nucleotide binding. Gene Ontology annotation, biological process: mRNA export from nucleus in response to heat stress; positive regulation of translational initiation; nuclear-transcribed mRNA catabolic process, deadenylation-dependent decay. The record is from RefSeq and is a predicted model, not a curated record. Lineage: Eukaryota; Fungi; Ascomycota; Pichiomycetes; Serinales; Metschnikowiaceae. The coding region runs from base 1 to 579 and encodes 192 amino acids. Gene Ontology annotation, cellular component: P-body; RNA polymerase II, core complex.
AUGAAUGUUAGCACAAGCGCUUUGGGCGUCAGAAGGAGAAAGGCCAAGGGCCAGAAUAUCGAUGACGAGGAAAACGCCUCCCUUUUAAGGCUAGGGCCCGAGUUCCAGCGCACACAAAUCACGAAUUCAGGAGACGAGGAACAGCUAAUUGCGUUGAAUUUGUCCGAGGCGCGGCUCUUGGUUAGGGCAGCGUUGAAGGAAAGAAAGUUGAAGAGCGAGAAGAACCAGAUGCUCGAGGAUGAGGACGAAGAGGAGAACGAGAGAGAGGAUGAAAUCGCCAACAUCGAGCUCGCGGGCCCCAACUCGAACGAGAUCGUGCACAAGACGUUGAACUAUUUGUCGACUUUCUCGAGGUUCAAGAACCCGUCGUCUACGGAGACCGUGGAGAAGCUUUUGAACGAUUUCGGCACCCAUGCGUCGGAGCCGUUGCAUCCGUUUGAGCUAGCCCAGUUGGGCAACUUGGAGUGCGAGGAUUCCGAGGAGGCCAAGUCCUUGAUUCCAAGCUUGACCAACAAGGUGUCAGACGUGCAGUUGAAGACGUUGUUGACGGAGUUGAGGAAAUACCACACUUUGUCGUGA